Talaromyces proteolyticus is the source of this 1176-nucleotide messenger RNA. RefSeq lists its product as uncharacterized. NCBI's taxonomy places the organism in Eukaryota, Fungi, Ascomycota, Eurotiomycetes, Eurotiales, Trichocomaceae. The transcript has 2 exons. The record is from RefSeq and is a predicted model, not a curated record. Bases 1 to 1176 code for a protein of 391 amino acids.
AUGAAAUCCACAUACACUCUUUUGCCCAGUUUGGGCUCUUUGCUUUCACUCGUUACUGGCCCAGCCCUUGCCCUGGAACUUAAGCCAAUCUCGGCGCCUCAAGCUGGUCUUGAUGCAAGGUCAGUUGACUAUUCUUCUCUGAACCUGCAGAGUGCAGAGACGUUUCUUUGGGGCGGAUCCAAUGACAACCGUGCAGCCAUAGCAAACUUUACAGUCUUGAUGCCUGGACAAAAAGAAAACAUUAUCAACAUCGAGCGUUUCAAGGGUCUGGUUACCUCGAUGGAGUGCUCUGAAAACAGCACUGCUUUGAAGCUGAAAGACAAUGAAGCUUUCACUCGCUUGAUGAGUGCCUGGGACUGGACAAAUGAGGAUCCUGACCAUACCUUCGUUAUGGUUGCUGGCAGCGGUGACUGUAUCUCGCAGGAUAGCCGUCAGCCAUUUGUUACCACGGCUGUUUCCUUUGACAAGACUACCAACACCGCUACAUUGACCGGCCACAAGUCCGACUGGAAAUCGGUUGCUCACAGCUACCACCUCCACAUUGGUGGUCUGCCAAAGAGCGACUUGGCCAAGCGCGAUUACACCGGCAACUACGCUCUGAACUUCACUCACGAUAUCAACAUGGGCAGUUGGACUAUCCCCGUUGACGAUGGCCUGCAGGUCACCUUCAACUGCGCGUCAUGCAAAACCACCGGAGAGUUUGACUUCACCUUCGAUAUUUCAACCACUUUUGGUAUCCCGGACGGUGCCAGUGUGACUCUCAACCCCAAUGACGUCUCUGCCGUGAUUGACCCUACCAUUAGCCUCGCUGGUGAACUCAGCGGUAAGAAGUCAUACACAGAUAAAUUCUUGACCAUCCCUAUCGAUGGAAUAAGCGUUGCCGACAUUGUCGAUUUGGGCCCCGCCAUUGCAUUCAGUGGAAGCUUGAACAUUGGCCCCCUCAAGGGUACAGCGUCUGUUCAGCCCAGUGUUACUCUGGCCCUCAACAAUGAUGCAGACUUCGAGAUUGAUCUUUUGUCCCCAUCCAACUGCAAAGCGGAUAACUGGUCGCCGAACGUUACUGCUGAAGAACCUACACUUUCAGCCAUGAUCAGCGGUGGUGUUUCACUCGGUCUCUUGGCUGAUGUCGAAUUUGACAUUAGUGUCCUAGGUAGGUUGAACACAAUGAUCUCCUAA